Molecule: messenger RNA, 375 nt
Organism: Gamsiella multidivaricata
Lineage: Eukaryota; Fungi; Mortierellomycota; Mortierellomycetes; Mortierellales; Mortierellaceae
Exons: 1
Coding region: 1-375 (124 amino acids)
Source: RefSeq, a predicted model, not a curated record
AUGCUGCAGAUACCAGCACCAGUAUCAACAUCACAGCAACAGCAACAGCAACAGCAACAGGAGCAGGAACUGCAACAGGAACUGCAACAGGAACUGCAACAGGAACUGCGACAGGAACUGCAACAGGAACUGCAACAGGAACUGCGACAGGAACUGCGACAGGAAUCGCAACAGGAACUGCAACAGGAACCGCAACAGGAACCGCAACAGGAACAGAAACAGAAACGGCAACUGAGUGAGCAAUUGGAGCAACACAAUCAACAGACUCUUAAACGGCAACGUCAAAGGAAGCAACCACCAGCACAAACAGCACUUAAGGCCUCACAAUGUCGUUUCAGAAUCAAGACUGCCAUGGAUUUUUCUAAAGAAAUCUGA